Molecule: messenger RNA, 1260 nt
Organism: Penicillium olsonii
Lineage: Eukaryota; Fungi; Ascomycota; Eurotiomycetes; Eurotiales; Aspergillaceae
Source: the annotation of a GenBank genome assembly
AUGAAAAGAGCCGCUUUGACCGCCCAGAGGGGCUCCCGACAGGGUCAGGUCUGUCAAUUAUGCCAAUUUUCGACAUCGGCAUCCAAGCGCGGUCUACCUAUCGCGCGUUCACCACUCGUGCAGAGUCGGACCUCGAUCUCCACCCUCCGUACACAGCCUUCCAAGAGGAUCGAUAUAUUGACAUCGCGGUCUGCAUUGGCCGGGCGCCAGUUCGCCAGUUCGGCAUCCGCACCUGGUCCCGAUGCAGCGCUGAAAGAUAUCGCACGAGAUGCGUCCGCCCUGCACGAAUCCAAUACUGUUGCCUCCAAUGAAGUUGUGGUCGACUUGCUACAAAGAUGCCAACGGGUCGCAGAGCUCCUAGCCUCGCGUGAAAGAGAUCAAACCGAAGAGUCCUCUGGUGAUGAGGGCAACGCGAUCUCAUCCUUGCUCGACUUGGAGGAGAAGCAAAACACCACGAAGAGCACUGGACAACCACAAUCCUCACAGAACCCGGAUCCUCGAUUGGCCGAGGAGGUCUCACAACUUGCAAUUGCCAUUUUGAAGGAUGAGAAGGUCUUCAUCUCGCCCGAGGCUCUGGCCGCUUGUACCGAAACCCUGACCCUCUUGCGCCGUGCUGAGCAUUUCCCUGAAGUCUUCCACCUCUAUGCAAACAAGCCCGUCCCAGAAGAGAACAGCUCCCCGGUGAAGUUGCUCAAGCCUAACCCCAAGAGCGUCAACAGUGCUGUUCCAGCCGAGCUGGCAAAUAAGGCUUUAGGUAUUGCAAUUGAGCAAAAGAACCUACCGCUUGUGCUGGCCAUCAUUGACAACACCUUCUGCGCGCCUGCCUUCCACCGGGCGAAGAUCUUCAAGAAGGCCGGUGUUCCCUUAGUCGGUCUUGCCGCUGCUCCGGCUGCCUGCUAUGCUGUCGCAUCGUGGGCCGCCACUUUCCAGAACACGAUGGAUCCAAACGUAGCAACCGGAAUCGCGUUCGCUGCCACACUGGCUUACGUCGGUGGCACAUCAUCAAUGGGUAUAUUGGCCAUCACGACAGCUAAUGAUCAGAUGGAGCGCGUAGUAUGGAUCCCUGGAAUCCCGCUCCGUCAACGCUGGCUGCGCGAGGAAGAGCGCGCCGCGAUGGACAGAGUCGCAUGUGCUUGGGGCUUCAAGGAUCCCUACAUGAGAGGCGAGGAGGUUGGAGAGGAAUGGGCGAGUCUUCGGGAGUUCAUUGGCAUGCGAGGCAUGAUCCUGGACAAAACGGAACUCAUGGCUGGUAUGGAGUGA